This is a messenger RNA of Aspergillus bombycis, 1242 nucleotides long. RefSeq names its product OSBP family protein. The record is from RefSeq and is a predicted model, not a curated record. The transcript has 4 exons. Bases 1 to 1242 code for a protein of 413 amino acids. Gene Ontology annotation, biological process: exocytosis; piecemeal microautophagy of the nucleus; maintenance of cell polarity. NCBI's taxonomy places the organism in Eukaryota, Fungi, Ascomycota, Eurotiomycetes, Eurotiales, Aspergillaceae. Gene Ontology annotation, molecular function: oxysterol binding. Gene Ontology annotation, cellular component: intracellular membrane-bounded organelle; cytosol; membrane.
AUGAGUUCCAGCAAGGAUGCGAUCCCCGCCAGCAGCAAAGGUUCCUGGUCAAGCUUCCUCAAGUCCAUCGCUUCUUUCAACGGCGAUCUCUCGUCCUUGACCGCUCCACCUUUUAUCCUUUCCUCCACCUCCCUGACCGAGUACUCCGCCUACUGGGCUGAGCAUCCGCACCUUUUCGUGGCCCCAGCUACAGAAUCGGACCCUGAGAAGAGAGCCCUGGCUGUUCUAAAAUGGUUUAUCAGUACCCUCCACCAGCAAUAUUGUACCCGCAGCGAGAAACUCGGUAGUGAGAAGAAGCCCCUGAACCCCUUCCUGGGAGAGCUCUUCCUGGGCAGGUGGAACGCUGAUGAGCAUGUCGGGGAGACCUCAUUGAUCAGUGAACAAGUCAGCCACCACCCCCCAGCAACCGCCUACGCGAUUCGGAAUGAGAAACAUGGGGUAGAACUACAAGGUUACAACGCCCAGAAGGCCUCCUUUUCCAGCACCAUCCAAAUCAAGCAGAUCGGACACGCCCUCCUGACCGUCACCCCGCCCAACGCGGAUAAGAAUGACCCGGCCCAGAAGGAACAGUACCUUAUCACACUUCCAAGCUUGCACAUUGAAUCCUUGAUCUAUGGAACUCCAUUCAUAGAACUGGAAAAGACGACUCGGAUUGUCAGCAGCACCGGCUACGUGGCCAAGAUCGAUUACUCUGGUAAAGGCUGGCUAAGCGGAAAGAAAAACACAUUUACCGCCAUCUUGUAUAAGGAAAGCGAAGGAGAGAAGAAGCCUUUGUACACUGUCGAUGGACAGUGGUCGGAUAAGUUCACCAUCAAGGAUGCCCGAACCAAGGCUGAAGUGGAGACGUACGUGGUUAAGAAUAACAAGACCACUCCGCUCCAGUUGUCCCCACUGGAGGAUCAGGACCUUUACGAAAGUCGGCGUGCCUGGCGGGACGUGGCAUCGGGCAUCGAGCGGGGCGACAUGGACGCCGUGUCUGUGGCCAAGUCGAAGAUUGAGAACGCCCAGCGCGAGCUUCGCAAGGUUGAAAAGUCCGAGGGCCGGGAAUGGGAGCGCCGCUUCUUCAACCGCGUAGACGAAACCGAGGAUCAGGGGCUCCUGCAACUUGCGAGAAAGGCCGGUCUUACAACGCUCGAGGGCGACAAGACUGGUGGGGUGUGGCGCUUCAACCCAGCAAGUGCAAAUGACGCGAAGCCACCGUAUCAUAAGGCCGGUGGCGAAGGCCUGGGGGUCUCCGUAUGA